Saccostrea echinata is the source of this 4427-nucleotide messenger RNA. RefSeq names its product CYFIP-related Rac1 interactor B-like. Gene Ontology annotation, molecular function: small GTPase binding. Gene Ontology annotation, biological process: regulation of actin filament polymerization. The record is from RefSeq and is a predicted model, not a curated record. Lineage: Eukaryota; Metazoa; Mollusca; Bivalvia; Ostreida; Ostreidae. The transcript has 10 exons. The coding region runs from base 83 to 1072 and encodes 329 amino acids.
UCCUAGAAUAAUUAAAGAUUGGCUGGAGGUUCAGAGACGCCAGCUUUAAAGUGAUUUAACAAGCUGUAUCCUGCCAUCUGUAAUGGGAAAUUUGUUAAAAGUAUUAUGUCAGGCCGACUCCUCUGCUUCCAGAGACUAUGACAUUUUUGUUGACUUUGAGAGUGUUCAGCCAACAGCAGAAGAGAAAGCAGUGUGGGAAAAGGUACAGGCUGUUCUAAAUGAGAGUCAGACAAUCCUACAGGAUAUACAACAGUAUACAGGGGCCACAGAGGACAUCAAACAGGCCAUAAGUAAUCCAACAAAUGAUGGCCUACAAGAGAAGGCAUGGGUGGCUGUAUGUCCUCUAGUGGGGAGACUGAAAACCUACUUUGAGUUUGCUAAUAAAUUAGAGCACACUGUCCAUGAUUUGCUGGAAGUACUAUGUUCAAUAGACAAAACUCCUAGGGAGCACUUGGAAACACAGCAGGCUUUAUUUAAACAGUUUGCACAGAUUUUAGACUUUGUACUUAAGUUUGAUGAUACAAAGAUGAUAAACCCUUCAAUACAGAAUGACUUUAGUUAUUACCGAAGAACACUGAGUCGAAUGAAAAUGGCAAAUGAAGAUGACAACCAGGGCAGUGAGAAUGUUGUUUCCAAUGAAAUGGCCAACAGGAUGUCACUGUUCUAUGCCCCAGCUACACCAAUGUUAAAGGUACUUGGCGAGGCAACCACAAAGUUUGUGUCCACCCACAAAGAACUGCCCGUGGAGAACACCACUGACUGUCUGAGUACAAUGGCCAAUAUCUGUAGGGUUAUGAUUGAAACUCCGGAGUAUGUAGCUAGAUUCCAAAACAGUGAAACCAAAUUAUUUUGUCUACGUGUAAUGGUGGGAGUAAUAAUUCUCUAUGACCAUGUACAUCCUGUUGGAGCAUUUGCCAAAUCAUCAACUAUAGAUAUCAAAAGUUGUAUCAAAGUACUGAAAGAACAAGAACCAGGAAGAGUAGAGGGCUUGUUAAAUGCCUUAAGAUAUACAACAAAAACAUUAAAUGAUGAAACAACACCAAAAACAAUUAAAGCUAUGCUUGCAGGCUGAGCACGUGUUUCAUAUGUAGACAAAUCGAUGCUUUACAUUAAUUCACUGCAUAUUUUUCUUGUUUCUGUGUGUGAUUGUGCUACCAAGUGUUCAGACUGACAAUGGUGUGUUUUAUGGAUGAGUGACUGGAGUUGUCUUUGCUUACAUGAGAUAUUGGCAGCUGAUGUUUUAAUGUCCGGGAGUUAUAACAACAUGUUACCAUGGAGAAUUGUGAUGUCAUUGUAAGACAAAGAGGAGUGGAAAUACAGAAUACUUUCCUCAUUUAGUUGUGGACUGCAUUUUGAUGAAUUACAUUUCCUUAAUUUUGUGGCAGGAUCCAAAGAACCCAAAUAAAUUUUUUUUUUUUUUUUUUUUUUUUUUGAAAGGCUGAACACCAUGUUUUUGCAUUGAAAAAAAAUCAGUGUCUGUUAAAAUCAGGUGCUUUUUAUUACAUCUGUUAUCACCUGCAUGCUUUUCCCCCUUUUCUUAUUUAUGGUGAAUAUUGAUUUGAUACCGGUAUAUCACAUUCAUGUACCUACUACCAUCCAUUUGUCAAGUAAGGAGCAGUUCUGAUAUAAGUGCUAUUUUUCAUAUGUCCAAUAGUCUUUUUUCCCCUUAACAAAGUUGAGGUAGAAAAAACAUAAAAUCAGGGUUAGAUUAGUUGUAGAUUGAAGUGAUAGUCUUAGGUUACUAAUCAACAUUUCAUUGAAUGGGUGAUUUUUGAAAUACAUUGUCCUUGAAGAGAAAAACUUUUUAAUUAUGUUUAUAUUUUUAAUAAUAAUUUUGAACUAUUCAUGAAUUGAGCUUUUCACAAAACCUAGCUAGAAUUACCAAAUGUGGUGUAUAUAAUUAAUUAAUUAUGUAUCUUUUUGUGCUAUAUAUUAUUCCUUACAUGUCAGAUUAUUAUAAAAAGAUACAUGUAUUAAUGUAUGUUGUUAAAUGUGUGUGAUAUGAAAAAAGAAAUAUCACAUAUGAUAUUACCAUAAAAGAGGUUAUUUUAGUGACAGGCAAAUUUUGCAAUUUUUAAAGUGGGAACGUUUUAUCAGCAUAAUUAAUUUUCAGCGAUUUUUUUGGAUUCCUCUAUUUAUAUUUGUCGAUCUAAUUUUAUUUUACUUUCAAUACUAAAAUCUUUUUGGUUUAGAUGCUUGUUACAAUUUUUAAUGUCACACUCAGAAUUAGCAACAUACUUGGAAACAGGUUAGGACAGCGAUAAUAUCACAUGCUUGUAAUUUAUGCAUGUACGGUUCAUAGAUUUCUCAAAACAUCAGUUUUGUGUUUGAAAGAAGCCAAAUAAACUUGAUGUCAAUCAAAGCUGUCGAUAUAAGAUUGAUUGAAAACAACAAACAGCAGAUGAAAAAUUCUUGUGACAAUCUCCGACUUUUAUUUGUUGAUGUCAUAUUUCAAUGAGACAUUCAGUAAAAUAAGAUAAAUGGGGAAUGUUUUUGAGAGUAACAGUUGAAACUGACACCCAUCAGAAAACUAUUGUCACCCUCGGCAGAGGCAUCAGUUUACAAUGGUUUUCGGGUGUCAAUUUCAACUGCUACCCUCCAAAACAUGCACCGUUUAUAUAAUUUAUAUUACAUAUAUUUUAAGCAUUGCCAGGACCAUCGCUAAUAAUGCCAAGAUAGACUGUCCCUAAAAAUUCCUGUCAUAUGGUAAUGUUAAUCCAAAACAAACAAAAUAUUUAGGAUCAAUAAGAAAAUACACGUAUUUAUAUUGUAUAUCUUUUUUAGUACUAAAGAAUGUUUAUUUUUAUCCAGUAUUAAUGCAGUAAUUGCAUUGUAAUAGACAUUUAAGUAAACAAUGAGGGUUAGUUUAAAUAUUGAGUGUUUGAAAAUCUGUCCAUGACAAAUUUAGAAGGGUAUUUCUUGACAUCAGUAGUUAUGUACCGGUAAUCUAACAGUCUGUCAGACCUUGUGUUUUUUCAAUCUUUACACUUAAUAUAAUUUUCUAUCUCUAUAAAUUUGGGUUUUGGAAAUAACAUCAAAACUUCAUAAAAAUAGACAAUUCCAUGUUUCAUGUAACACAUAAAAAUGCAUAAUGAAAUAAAAGUGCUGCAGUAUUUUGAAUUAGCUUGUACACCAAGGCUUGGUGUUUGUCAGACACAGUUUCUUAAUUUUUCUUUAAAUUUUGUAAUAUUUUUUUUAUUCAGUAUUAGUGAAAAUAUGUAAUUUUCUUAUAAGUUUUUCAAUAAUAAUUAAUAGAGGUAGACAUUUUCAAUAAAAAAUUGUUUUAGGGGAGAUGAAAAAAAAACCCAGUAAUAUUAUAAAACUACAUAGAUGUGAUGUUACAGAUUAUGCAUAUGAAUACAUUUUAGUAAUUUGUUUUGAAAAACUUCAUCAGCUCAAGUAAAUGUAAUGUAGUUGUUUUAAUAUAUAUGACAUGUAUGAUGUUUAACACAUUCCAAUUUCAGCAUAUCGGCCUGUACAUGUAAAUGUAUUGUGUAAUCAUCUGAGAAUAAGGGUGGUUGUGUUUGUUUAUAAGAACUGUUUUAAAAAGUAAAUACAAACUGGUACAAGAGAGCUUAUUGUUGAGUAUAUAUUAUGUACUGCAUUUAUAGCUUUAUGUCAGUAACCAUUUGCUUUAUUUAAGAUAUUAAGAUGUAUUUCUUUAGAAUGCCAUCUUUUUCUAACUUUUCUACUACAGUAUACUGGGUAUAACAUACCUUUGUGAAAAUUCUUUUAUUUGAUAUAUAAUUCCAUAUAAUUUUUUUUAUUCUCUGUCUUUUCUAUGCAAAGAUAAACCACAUUGUUCAGUGCAUGCUAUUAAAUUUUUUUUUGACCUACUACCUUGUCUUUCUGAUUGCUUAACCAAAUCCAUCCUCACAACGUUAGGGGUCCUGUGUCAACUCAAUGGGACCCCUGACAUAUUUCAUUCAUGUCUAUUUGGGGUUUGGGGGUUGCUUCUUUCAUUGAGAGGCACCAAUGGAAUUGAAGUAGACAGAUAAUGUAAACAGAAAGGCUUAAUUUGAUUGCUUGAGAGAUUAGAAAAACAAACAAGAUUUGUAAUUUUCCCGAAAGAUGUCGCAGCACUCAGCCUGUAAGAUACUGAAUGAAAUUUGUCAGGGGUCCCACAGCAAUGAGUUGACACAGGACCCCUGAUGUUGUCAGGAAGAACCACCUCCUUUGUAAAAAACACUUUGUUAGAGAAUGAUCAUAUCACCUUAGGUAAGCUUUGUGUACUUUUGUGAUAGAUACCAUUUUUUCUCUCUUGGUGUUCUGUAUUGUCUUCAGUUACUAGAAUACAUGGCAUUCACUGAGAAGACUGUAAUAAUUGUUUUGUUAGAGAUGUGUGUUGCAGAAUUACAUUGGCCAUUUUAAGACUAUAAAAAAUAUCAAUUUUAUAUAGAUCAAAGAAAAUAAAUGUUGAAAACCUG